UACGCGGUGUCGAGCAGUAGCACCGGCACCACCAGCCAGCACCAUCAGCCAGCAUUCAGCAGCAGUAGCCGCGACGUUGCUGAAGGGGCUUUCGGGAUGUCGUCGCGCUAAGGUCCGGUGUCGCGGCUGUGUCGUGCGGGGUCUACGUUGUUGUCUUCGGCGUGCCCUUCGCGCUUUACACCGACGAACGCGAACACUCGAUUCCGACGUAACGGAGAACUUGCAGCAGUCGAGUGGGUGCAUCGAGAUCAAGUUCUGUUCCUCGUAUCAACAUAGUUUCGUAGUAUAGAUCUUUCGAAUGAAGUGAAUGAACGUGCAUUAAGCCCUUUCCAUCAAGUAUCAAAAAAAUCACGCGGUUGUACGCGGCCGAAGCAAUUGGCGCUAAUAACUCAUUCUAUCCGAAUCCCGUCGUCCCAAAUAUAAUUGAAAAAUACCAGAGGACAAAAUAACGCACGAGUGCUUCAGCGGCAAUCCAUUCCGGCACGGUGGAAACAACGGUGAUUUUCUGCGCGAUUUUGUAAUUCGACGAGAGGACCGUCGCGAAAGUGCAGUGAGACAAAUGUUUCAUGGACAUCCGGACACAUCGCGCUGGUAGCACCGUCGACUCAUCGAUAGUUGCGGCGCGGUCGAAGGUGGUACGAAGAUCAUCGACGAUAUGUCCUCGGAAAUCCACGGACUCUCGUGAAAAAAUUAUCUUUGGAAUUUGAAGAGGGGAUUUCUCGAGAGAAAAAUGGCAGAUCGACAGAGAAGGAGUCGGUACUUGACCAUCAGUAUACUGCAUAUUAUCACAAUAAUGUGUCAAGCGCUCUCCGAUCCGCCGAUAUUUGCCGAACCGAUACCAAAUGUCACAGUGGCGCUGGGAAGAGAUGUCAGUCUACCCUGCGUCAUCGAAAACCUCGGAACUUACAAGGUGGCGUGGAUUCAUGUUGGUCGUCAAAUGCUGCUGACUAUUCACAAACAUGUAGUCGUGAAAGUACCCAGGUUUUCUGUGUCGCAUGACAAUCAGAAGACAUGGUUGCUUCAUAUUAGUAGCGUGCAACAAGACGACCGAGGUUAUUAUAUGUGCCAAGUAAAUACCAAUCCAAUGAUAAGUCAAGUGGGCUUUCUUCAAGUCGUCGUGCCACCAAAUAUAUUGGAUUCUCUUUCUACGGAGAGCACUGUGGCAGUUCGGGAACAUCAGAAUAUUACUCUCACGUGCAAGGCUGAUGGAUAUCCACCGCCGAAAUUAAUGUGGAAACGAGAGGACGGUCAAGUGAUAAGCCUCAACAAACAUCACAAAGUGACCGUGUAUGAUGGCGAGCAAUUAAACUUGACGCGGAUCACGCGCAGCGAAAUGGGCGCUUAUCUCUGCAUCGCGACCAAUGGCGUGCCGCCCACAGUCAGCAAGAGGAUCACCGUGGAUGUCGAAUUUUCGCCAAUGAUCUUUGUGCCGAAUCAGCUGGUCGGUGCGCCCACCGGCACCAACGUAACGAUCGACUGUCAUACGGAAUCUUAUCCCCGUGCCAUGAGCUACUGGUUUCUAGGAGAGGAGAUGAUUCUCUCCAAUGAGAAAUACGCCACGAAUAUUAUGGAGAACAGCUACCGGGCGCACAUGAGACUCACCAUCAGAAACCUGACAACGAGUGACUUCGGUAGCUACCGGUGCAUUAGCAAAAACUCGCUUGGCGAGACCGAGGGAUCCAUCAGAUUAUACCCUAUCCCGAAACCGUCGGUGGCACCGAAGGCGACGGAGAUCAAGAGCAGCGCCAACAAAGAAGGACGACCGAGCACGCAACCGCCAGCAAAAAGCCCGACCACCGUGUGGCCCUCCUCGAACAACCCCUACUAUCCGAAAAGGACAGAGAGACCACCUCCACCGAGUGAGGAGAGGGUCGAGAGGCCCGAGCAGAAGCUACGUGGUGGCGAAAGUACAGGAAGCGCAUACAUCAUCAGAUGGAGUGCGCCGCAGUUGAUGGUCGUGGCGGUGCAGUACAUUCUCACCGGGCCCUAUAUGCCCCCCUACGUACCCCAGACGGCGAAUUAAGACGUCUGCAGGAAAAGAAGUUCAAUCUAAAGUGGGGUCGUGGACGACACGACGAGGAACCCGAGAAAUUCCGGUUCCUAUUAGAAUAUAUCAUCGCGUAUCUUUUGCACGGAACGCGCUUUUUGCGGAAUUCGCGGCGAGUACGCGGAAUGUGAGUGGUUACGUGGAUGAACAGGAAGUUGUGCUCGCAAACGGAUAACUGGUUUACGAUCGACAGACACCAAUAUAUUCCGAGCCGGAACGGACUCCGAUUUCGCUUUAUGUACUGUUCGCCGAAUGGUACGAUCAUCGCGAAUCGGAUUGAGAGAUUUUCACGACGACAGCAAGGUAUUACGUAAUUUUAUUCUUAUUAAAUGGUCCUCAAGCGGAGGAUAAUACGGUGAAAUUCCUGGCUGUGCUCGACAGGUUCCAUUCUUGUUAUGGACGUCGUAUAAUUCUCUAUGAAAUCUGUAUGAAAUUUUUGCGCGCAAGAUCGAAUGAUUAUCGCUCUUUGCUUUCAUCAGCGUUUCUCACAAAGGUUCAAAAUUCAAACGAGUAGCUAGAAAGAGCGAUUGAUAUCAACAUGACGAUGAGUAGUGAUAUUAAUAAAUCCUAAAUAUUAAUAUUACUGGACGCCGAAUAUAUUUGAAAAUAUUCGAGAUGAUUUAAAAAAAAAAAUGAAAUGUAUUCGGAUAAAUUAUCGGGAGAAAUGAUAGAUUCGGAUAAAUUCAUUAUAUCCUAUCAUAUUUUUUAUGAUAGUUUUUGUGAUUUUUCGAGAUAAUUUUUCUAAAAUAUAACAUAUACAUAAUAUUCAGUACAUGUCUCACGAAAUGUAUACGAUGGAAAUUAUGAAGAAUGUUUGUUUAAUGAAAAUUAACUAGAGAAAUAUUACUUUGAUUCUGUAAUCUCAAGUCUGUAAUCAAGGAUCGUUGUUCCGUAACAUGAAGAACAAUUCAUAAGUCAAACAAAAGAAUUAUGCGUUUUCUCGGUGUGUAAACCGGCACACCUUGAGACCAACAUGUUACACGCAAUGAGGAAAUGUCUAAGAGAUCUCUCCAGAGAGCAAGGGGAAUUUGAUUAAUGCCAUGGCACGUAAAAAAUGGCGAGGGAGUGGCCAUGACUCUUCGAAAUAGUAAGCUUGAUGAUAACAUAGGAAUCAUCGAGACUUUUCUGCGGAAAAAAAAAUAAAAAUAUGUCGCAGAAUAAGUUGGAAAUUUUUGAAAGAAAUGCAAUAGAGAAACUUCAAUAAAAUUGUGAGUGAAUUAAAAAAUAAAAUGUUUCGUUAGAAUUUAAAUAUUGAAUCACAUCGUAUAUGUAUGAAUAAAUAUAUAUCGCGUGUAAAUGUAAUACAUACAUAAAAAAAUAUAGACAUUUUAUAGAAAUAAGUUUUUUAGAUAAUAAUAUAAAAGACAAGAAAAUAGGAUGGCUGCUUUUGUACAAAUUUUAUCACGCGCAAAUUGUCAGUUUCCUAUGGACCAAAACAAAAUUUAUUGCAGAUCAGGACAUAUAUUAUUGUCCAAUAAAAUUUAUAUCAACUUCCAAUAUCCGGAUUUAUCGUGGACGACAUAUUAUUGCUUCAUGAAAAUUUAUGAAUAUUAUAUAAUUCAUUAAAUGUUCUCCUCUUAUUUAAAGAUAUAUAUAGAUAUUUCGAAGCUAAAACACUGUUGGCAAUUUUUAAUUAUGACAUACAUGUGUCGGAACAUUAUUAUUCGCUAAUUAAACGUUCCAUAAAAUUUUUCCAUUUUACCUCGUAUAGCGUACCUCAAUACUGCCUUCCACUGCCACUAUUAAAUAGCAUGCAGCACUGAUUCGAUUAAAGUUACAGCAUAGAAUAACCACCCUGCCGUUUAUAGAUUCAAAGAAAAGCUGAAAUUAUAAUUCACGAUUUAUAUACGACUCCUUUUGAUUACAUGAAAAUUAUGAUUCUCAUCUGGGCGCCAUAAUUGCGUGCGUCCGUUAACGAAAUGGUCUCGCUCGGUUAUUGCUGCGAGAGAAUCGUUUUACACAAUUACAAGCGCACGAUUUCUAUCGCAGGUACAAUGGAUCAGAACUGAAUUAAUACACGAGCGUGAAAUUAAAUUACUUUAUAUAUAAAGGAACGCGCGCACAUACAUAUAUUGAGCAGCAACAUUUCUCUCUAACCGGAAGUCUCCACGCGGUGGUUAAUUACCUCCCGCUCUUCACAUUCAUAAGGCUUUACAUACGCCAUUAUACAUAUCAAAACCUCAGCGUUUUACCAGUACCUUAUGCUAAUUACUAUUCUAGUUAUCGGCCAUUAUUAAUAGCUCUAAAACAAAACCAGUUAAAAUUUUGCAAAUUUAUAAUAUUUCAUAUAUUUCAAUUAUAUAUAUAUUCUUUUUUUCCCCAUUACGCAUACAUGAUAAACUUUGUUCGUUCAACAAAAUUAUGUUUGAGAAGCAAUUUUAAAUUACGAUAUUUUCUGCACAGACAGACACUGUUAAUUACAUAUUUGCAUUAUAUGAUAAGUUUUAAAAUGACAUUAUAAACUUCGAAGUAUUACGCAACCUUAAGAAGUCUCGCGGCAAGACUUGUGUUUGCGAAAAAUUGAAAAGUUUAGCUAUAUAUCUUGCGAAUCAGGGAAAGCGCGAUGUAAAUCGCAAAGUUACAUUUUGGCUUUAAUAAAAUUCACUUUGACAGUCUCUUCUUAACACAACCCAUAAGACGAAAGAAGGCUUUUUUACAAUUAAAUAUAAACGGCGUGUAUCAUUUCUUUGAAAAAUGUUUUUAGCAAUACGAACCUGGUCUCUGUAUAUCUCUCUUCCUUUCUUACACAGAUGGACCAUCGAUCUUGUUCAAAAGAACGGAUGGUGACUGCCGGCGCAUUCCGAUAUUUUCCUCUCUCUCGCGCGCGGACAACAGCUCCGUUUCGGUAACACGAUUCACCGGAAUUUGUUUCAUAGGGAUUACCGAUCUCUGGAUAUAUCAAAAGGAUACACCUUGACCGCUCCGUUCUAUCUCGAUCCGCUUCCGGAAAUGCCCGCACGGGAAGCUCGCGAAGCGACGAUCGUGAACGCAACACGCGAGCCUCGAAAUAUACAUAUAUAAUCUCGCGCCGAUAUAAUUGUACAGAGCGUUUCGGAGGUAUCAUUCCGUAAUCUAUGUAGUCCCCGGUCGGAUGGGGGAUUAUGUUAAGCGAUGCGUGAGCGCGGCCACAGUCCACGGCAAUCCAGGCGUAACAGAGAUACUGCUCGGUAACGUCGUUACACUCGCGCACACGCGCUUAUAUAUGCGACUCGCGAUUAUGUAUCGUACAUACGUAUCGUACAUAAGCCCGAUGUAUAUUUGUAUAUCGGAGAUGAUAUGGCCGCGCGAUGCAUCACCGCGAUUGCUACAAAAGGAUGCGCUCAGGGGCGGAUUCAUCCAGAUGCCAAUAAAGCUUUGGUUUUAGUCGCCCGCGCGUUUGUCUUGUAUAAGAAUUUUGAUCGCAAAUACUUUUGUCAAGGUUGUCAAUGGAGAUCUUUAUAUUUGUGUUGCAAUUUUAUAAAUGUUAUUAUUAAUAUUAUUGUUAUUAUUAGAUAUCUUAACAACGCGUAAAAAAUAAAAUGUUUAUAAAAUAAAAUCUAAAAUAAAAAUUGAAUCCGAAUUAAACGACAAAUUGUUUUCCAUUAUUUAUUCGCGACUCUGAAGCUUCAUUCGCGACAAGUUUUCCAUCUUGGACGUUUCGUAUCGUAAAAAUUACUAACAUCUCGAUAUCAC
Molecule: messenger RNA, 5719 nt
Organism: Formica exsecta
Lineage: Eukaryota; Metazoa; Arthropoda; Insecta; Hymenoptera; Formicidae
Product: lachesin-like
Exons: 11
Coding region: 731-2023 (430 amino acids)
Cellular component (GO): neuron projection
Source: RefSeq, a predicted model, not a curated record